AUGCUUCGCCUUUUCUCUAGAACUGCUCAAUCAACUGUCAGAAGUGCAUUCAAACCCAACCAACCUCUUACCACUAUCACCAAAGCAACCAUGAGCGGAAAGGCAGAGAACCCCCAGCUGAAGAACACUGACCUCUUCGAUGUCUCCCACAUCACCGCUGUCGUUACUGGUGGCGGCACCGGCAUUGGCCUCAUGAUCACCCAGGCUCUCGUCAGCAACGGAGCCAAAGUCUACAUUACCGGUAGAAGAAAGGAGAAGCUUGACAAGGCCAUCGAGCUCUACAGCACCGGUCCUGGCAGCAUCCACGCUCUUCCUGGAGACGUCAGCGACAAGGAGGACGUCAUCCGUCUUGCCAAAGAGAUGGAGUCAAAGGAGCCAAAGGGCAUUCAAUUGCUUGUAAACAACGCGGGUAUCGCCAGAGACGACAACACCAAGUUUUCUUCCAACGGCCAGCCUGAUAUGACCGAUGCUAAGGCUAUCUCGGAGCACUUCUUGAAGACCGAGCCUGAUCAGUUCGCCGAGACCUUCAAGACUAACGUCGCUGCUGUCUACUACAUGUCCAUGGCCUUCCUGCCUCUUCUUGCCAAGGGUCGUGAGGUCACUCCUGGCUACACUUCUAGUGUUGUCAACGUCAGCUCUAUCAGUGGUGCCAUGAAGGGUUCAAGCAACGGCCAAUUCGCCUACGCUGCUUCCAAGGCUGCUGCAACCCACGUCAGCCGUAUGCUUGCAACCACAUUCAAGGACACCAAGGUCCGCUGCAAUGUCAUCGCUCCUGGUGUCUUCCCUAGCGAGAUGACCGCUGGCAGCUCAGGUGACGAUAACAAGAGCAACCUCGACAUGAAGCCCAGCAACCCCGCCGGCAGAUUUGGCUUUGAUAGCGAUAUGGCAGCCACAAUCCUCUUCCUCGCUGGACGCGGAGGAGUCUUCUACAACGAACAGAUCCUGUAUCCCGACGGCGGAAACACUUUGGUACAACCAGCGUAUAAUUAA
Molecule: messenger RNA, 990 nt
Organism: Aureobasidium namibiae CBS 147.97
Lineage: Eukaryota; Fungi; Ascomycota; Dothideomycetes; Dothideales; Saccotheciaceae
Product: short chain dehydrogenase/reductase
Exons: 3
Coding region: 1-990 (329 amino acids)
Molecular function (GO): oxidoreductase activity
Source: RefSeq, a predicted model, not a curated record